Notolabrus celidotus (New Zealand spotty) is the source of this 3531-nucleotide messenger RNA. RefSeq names its product abhydrolase domain containing 18 (gene abhd18). Bases 125 to 1471 code for a protein of 448 amino acids. The transcript is spliced from 14 exons. The record is from RefSeq and is a predicted model, not a curated record. Lineage: Eukaryota; Metazoa; Chordata; Actinopteri; Labriformes; Labridae.
ACGUCAGUAGCUGCUUGAUGUUCGCCCUUUGAGAGGACAGACCUGUUAGCAGUUAGCUCUUAGCAGCAGGGUGAAGAAGUCCAGAAGAGACCAAACGUCUGAGUGAGAUGCCAGCUGCUGGUCCAUGGGUGUGAGCAGACUGGACAUUUUCUACAGAAGGCUGCUCCUCACCAAACUCUUCAUCGGGGGGUGGGGGAAGCCUGAAGACCUGAAAAGAAUAUUUGAAUUUCGUAAAAUCAUUGGAGACCGAGAGAAGUGCAAGGUUUUGGUGCCAGAGGAUUAUCCAGUCAUCAUCAACAAGACAGAGGAGCACAAUGACUGUCACAUCCAUGAGGGGUUCCUGAUCUCACCCCUGGAACACCUGGUUCCUGGAAUCCUGCCACCAGAGUCAGUAAAAGCCAGGUUCCAGUUUAUAGUUCCCAAGAGGUGGAAGAAAAACCGACCAGUAUGUAUUCAGCUAGCUGGGACCGGAGACCAUUUUUUCUGGCGGAGGAGGACCCUGAUGGCUCGACCAAUGGUUAAAGAAGCAGGGAUGGCCUCACUGCUUCUGGAGAAUCCUUAUUAUGGAUACCGAAAACCCAAAGACCAGCUGAGGUCCAGUCUAAAGAACGUGUCAGACCUGUUUGUGAUGGGGGGCGCUCUGAUCCUUGAGUCCACUGUGCUGCUGCGCUGGCUUCAGAGAGAAGGAUACUGGCCUCUGGGAAUGACAGGGAUCUCUAUGGGGGGAUAUAUGGCAUCUCUGGCGGUGACUAACUGGCCGAAGCCGAUCCCUCUGGUUCCCUGUCUGUCCUGGUCCACUGCCUCCAGCGUCUUUACUACGGGUGUGCUCAGUAGAGCAGUGAACUGGACAGAGCUGGAGAAGCAGUAUGCUGUAAACUCAGUAUAUGAAGAGGAGAUUAUUAAUCUGCUAGAAUAUUGCGGGGCUGACUCCUUUAAGAUGGGUCAGGACUUCUUGAAGGAUCCAGGAUCCUUAGAGGGCCUGCUAGGUCUGUCUGAGGACAGGGCGUCGGCGGGACACAAAGCUGGACGAGGCCAGCUGAUUGGUGGAGACCAUGUAGACCAGUUCUUCUCCUCAGUUGGCAGCAGUGGGACCACAGCAAACUCUACGCAGAGGAAAAGUAUUCAUGCCGACCCUCUGCAGGGGAAGAAGAGGGAUCCAGACAAAUGCUGCCGGCCAUCUCUGCACAGAGAGUCUAUCAGCUUCAUGAAGGGGGUGAUGGACGAGUGCACCCACAUGGCCAACUUCUCUGCCCCAGUGGACACCAGUCUCAUCAUCGUGGUUCAGGCCAAAGAGGACGCCUACAUCCCUCGUACUGGGGUCCUCAGUCUGCCGGAGAUCUGGCCCGGUUGUGAGGUCCGCUACCUAAACGGAGGUCACAUCAGUGCAUACCUGUUCAAACAGAAUGUCUUCAGACAGGCCAUAUACGACGCAUUCAACAGAUUCUGUGUGAAGUACCCCAACCUGCAUUAACACUGGACCUGGAUUAGAACUAGAAAGAGGACCAGAACCUGGACCUUGACCGAAAGCUGAAAGCAGACCAUCUACAGUCCAACUGUUACCAUGUUUUAUUGAAACAUGAAGGUUCUAACAGGUCAGGUCUUUAUUAGCCAUUUCCCACUAAAGUAGCCCUGGUGCUAGUGCUAGUUCAGAGUUGGUUUUACAAAGGGGCUGUGUGUGUGUGUGUGUGUGUGUGUGUGUGUGUGUGUGUGUGUGUGUGUGUGUGUGUGUGUGUGUGUGUGUGUGUGUGUGUGUGUGUGUGUGUGUGUGUGUGUGUGUGUGUGUGUGUGUGUGUGUGAGACACUGUAAUGUCAAACUCUUGUCUCAGUAACACGUCCUCUCACUGUUCAAGUCCUUCACUGACAGAAAGAUCCACAUUUAAAUACUGAAGACUAGAAACAUCAGGAACACCGAUCAGCCAAUCAGCCGUGACAUCGUGACCACCUGACUGACAUGGUGGAGUGUAGCCCCUCCUCUCACUUUAAAACCUCUCAAAACAGUCCUAAACUGAUGAGGUGUGCGUCAGCAGCAGAUCCCUAAGUCCUGAAGUGGUGAAGUGGAGCCUCAAUGGAUCAGACUUGGUGGUCCAGCUCAUCCCACAGAUGCUGGAUUUGACUGAGGUCUGGAGUCAACACCUUGAACUCAUGGUGUUCCUCCAGACCUUUUUCUUCCAUCGCUCUGUGGUCCAGGCCUGAUGCUCUGGUGUUCAUUGUUGGAGCUUUGAGUUGUGGACAGGGGUCAGCAUAGACAUCCUGACCGGUCUGCAGCUCCACACCUCCAUGCAUAGCUACCUGUAAUCCCUGUGUGUUCAGAUCCACACACUGACAGAUCCAAACUCUGGUGUGACGGUGAAAAGAGAGUCAGUGGAAUUAAUUUCACCUGUCAGUUGGCACGUUAUGGAUGUUAUGGAUGAUGGCUAUGUGUACAAUAAUAAUAAUAAUAAUAAUAAUAAUAAUAAUAAUAAUAAUUUCUAACUCAUAAUUGAUCCAUGAUCUUUCACAUUUCAACCCUGUUUGUGAGGGUUUUGAUAUUUCUGUUGAAUCCGUCUGAAACUGUUCACACAGGAACAUCAGUUUAUUCUGCAGUAUUACAACAUGCUUACAUGACAUGCUAACAAGACAUGCUAACAUGACAUGCUAACAUGACGUGCUAAUACUACAGCUCACAUGAACAGUGAUUCAGGUUGCACACCUUUGAUGCACAUUGCCUUCCCUUCCUGUGCAGACUCUCUGCCUGUCAGAGCUCGUUGUGUGUUUCAAACUCGGUUCAUAUUAACAUUUAAAACUUAGAUUAUGAAAUCAGAACUCUUUGACUCUGACAGCCAAUGAGAGAGCAGGAGCUGCUGAACAUGUUUCCCAACAACAGUUAAAGGGAUAUUUAGUUUCUUCUCAAGUGUGGUGGUUUGAAAUUCUUGAAGCGUGUUACUCACAGGGGAUCCCAGUUUGUUGAGAAACCAGCAUGAAGCUAGACUAUGACCCUCUGCAGACCACUCCAUCACCUCAUUUAUAUCUUUUUAACACACUCAACACUAAAACUGAUAUUGGUGUGAGUGUGAGCUCUAUUUGGAAACUUUCCAGAGUUUAUCAGAGAGACACUUUGUUUUUGCAGUAUUUUCACUCUAGUGUUGCUUGCUUGCAGUGCACUGAUCAGAUGUUCAGGUCUGUGUACUUCAGAGAGACAAAAAUACAACUAAACUAGAACCUGAAUGAUACUGACAGAGAUGAUGACGUGCUGUUCACUGAGGACACACAAGAGGACUCCUUUAUGAAGUUUACAGAGGAAGGAGAGACUCAACAGACUGAAGGAGAGAGGGAGAAACUUCUCUACCUGGAGAGCAGCAGAGAUCCAGAGUUACCUGGUGGAGCAGGUGUGUAAACUGAGUCCAUGAACCCAGAGACCUCCUGCUGUCAGGACUUGAUAACAACAGGACUUCAGGACCUUUCUGAAUCAGAGGAGACCAGCGUCUCUCAUCUGGCUGCAGUCUGCAUCCCUCCCCAUCCAGAGUUCAGCCUCACUGAACGCUACUGUUUCUU